This is a messenger RNA of Trichomonas vaginalis G3, 225 nucleotides long. Its product is annotated as phage tail repeat-like family. Lineage: Eukaryota; Parabasalia; Trichomonadida; Trichomonadidae. The record is from RefSeq and is a predicted model, not a curated record. The coding region runs from base 1 to 225 and encodes 74 amino acids. The transcript has a single exon.
AUGGCAUAUGAUAUUUAUGAAGAUGUUGACGACACAACUGUUCCUGCAAGUGAGGUAAAGUCAGAGGAACCGAAAAGUGACGAAAAACCGAUAGAAGAAGAGAAACCAAAAACUGAAGAUAAACCAAAACCAAAGUUUAGUUUCCAAACUAAACCAAGUCAACCUUCAUUAGCUGGUAUGGGUUGGCGUCAAAGACUUAUGGCUUCAGGCGGUUAUGUAAAGUAA